AUGGCUUCUUCUUCUUCUUCUUCUCCUCUUUUUCUGCCAAUUUCUCCUCAACAAAAGCAUGAGGUUCAAAAAAAAUAUAAUGUGUUUCUCAGUUUCAGAGGUGAAGACACCCGCAAUAAAUUUUUCAGCCAUCUUGAUUCUGCUUUAUCUGCAAAGUACAUCUCAACUUUCAUGGAUGAUCAUGAACUUCAGGUCGGUGAUGAAAUUUCACCCACACUUGGCCAAGCUAUCCAGAAUUCCAAAAUCUUGGUUAUCAUUUUCUCUGAAAAUUAUGCUUCAUCGACAUGGUGUUUGAAUGAGCUGGUGGAAAUUCUUGAAUGCAAGAAAAGAAAUGAGCAGAGUGUUGUCAUUCCAAUCUUUUAUGAGAUAGACCCAUCGGACGUGCGAAAACAGAAGGGGAGUUAUAAACUUGCAAUUGUUGAACUUGAAGAACGUUUUAAAGAUGGAAUGGAGAAGGUGCAUCAAUGGAGGGUUGCACUGACAGAAGCGUCUAAUCUAAGUGGAUUGAAUUCGACGACUUUCAGGGGUGAGAGUGAGUUAGUUCAAGAAAUCGUCAAAAAUAUUUUGGAAAGAUUGUUGCAAUAUCAAUCAUCAGAUGAGCAUUAUUUCAAAGGGCUCAUUGGAAUCAAAGAAAAUAUAAAGAAAAUUGAAAGGAUAUUAUCCAUUGACUCAAAAGAUGUUCGAAUUAUAGGUAUCUGGGGCAUGGCAGGUAUUGGAAAGACUACCCUUGCCAAAGUUGUAUUUCAAAAAUUAUCAAAUUCUCAAUUAUUUGAAGGUUGCUAUUUCCUUGAAGAUGUUAGAGAAAAAAUUAAAGUACCUGGAGGAUUAGAUCAUCUGAGAAAGAAUCUUAUAUGUUGUUUAUUGAAUGACAAAACUAUUCAAAAGAUGGAUACCCCACUUGAAGCUUUACCUUCUAUUAUUUUUCAGAGACUUCGACGUAAAAAGGUACUUAUUGUUUUGGAUGAUGUGGAUAGCUCAAUCCAAUUAAAUGUUUUAGUUGAAGGAUGUUGUGAACUUGCUCCUGGAUGUAGAAUCAUUGUUACAACUAGAGAUAAGCAAGUGCUUAGGAUAGCAGCCGAUAGUAUUUACCAGGUUAAGAGCUUAAAUGUCAUUGAAUCUCUUGAGCUCUUCCGAUUGCAUGCAUUUCGUGAAAACUCUCCAACCAUUGAUGAUGAAAUGGUUUUAGAGGUAAUAAGAUAUGCUGAUGGGAACCCACUAGCUUUUAAGGUCUUGGGCUCUUUCCUUUGCUGUAGAAGUCAAAUAGAUUGGGAAAGUGCACUGAAGAAGCUAAAAAGGGUUCAAGAUUCGGAAAUUGAAAAAGUGUUGAAAGUUAGUUACAACGGGUUAGAUAAAGGGACCAAGGAAAUAUUUCUUGACACUGCUUGCUUAUUUAAUUCCUUUUUUACAAGAGGCCAUGUAGAAAGAAUAUUAGGUGGCGGUAAUUCCACUGUGGAAAUAGAACUAUGGAUGCAUGAUUUGCUAUGGAUGCUAUGGAUGCAUGAUUUGCUACGCCAAAUGGGUCCGGCAAUUGUAUGUGAUGAAGAUAAAGAACCUGGUAAUCACAGUAGGUUGUGCAAUGCUGUGGAAGUUUGUGAUGUAUUGGAAAAUUGUACAGGAACCGCAGCAGUUGAAGUCAUAUCAUUGGACAUGUCUGAAAUUAAAAAAAAUGUUAUAAUGGGUCAUGGAGCCUUCUCAAAUAUGCGCAACCUACGAAUUCUCAAAGUUUCUUAUGGUCAUGAUGAUACUACCAAAAAUGAGUGGAUCCACAACCAUGUUGAAAAGCUUUGGAAUAGUCGCAAAGUUAUGUCUCUUCCGGUGUUAAAAAGGAUGGAUCUUAGUUAUUCUGAGUUCCUUACUCAACUACUAGAUUUGACACAGGCUCCUAAUCUGGAAAGGAUAAAUCUUGAAGGCUGUACAAGCUUGGUUCAAGCUCACAUUUCUCAAAAGUUUGCACCCAAUUUAAGAUAUUUAGGUUUGAAUGAGACGGCAAUAGAAACUGUGCCCCCAUCAAUUGGGUCGGGUCUUGUUAAAUUAGAUUUGAAGUUUUGUAAAAGACUUAAAAGUCUUCCAACAAGCAUUUGUCAUUUGAAAUCUGUUGAAUCAUUACGUCUAUGUGGUUGUAAGAAACUGAAAGGGUUUCCAGAAAUCUUGGAGCCUAUGGUACGGUUAAUAACACUUUAUCUAAGUCUGAGUGGGAUUAGAGAGUUGCCAGAGUCGAUUGAAAAUCUAGUUUCCCUUGAAGUUGUACUUAUGGAUGAAUGCAAGGACCUUGAGUUUCUUUCCAAUGGUCUAUGUAAAUUAAGGAACCUUAGGCUGAUAUCGCUCUUCGACUGUUCAAAAAUUGAAAAAUUGCCUCCCAUUCCACCAUCUUUGAACACCUUGUGCGUGGAUUAUUGUCAGAGAUUGAAAUCUUUGCCAGAGGUUCCAUCUCAAUAUUUAAGUGUGUCUGCAUGUCACUGCACAUCACUGGAGAACAUUUCUAAUAUUAGGAGUGUUUCACCAUUCCUGGAAGCGGAUCCCCUUGCAAAAAAACCACGUUCAUGUCCUGAUUACUUUGAAUUUUACGGUUGUGGAAAAUUGAAUCAGAACACACGCAACAUGCUUGCUGAUGAGGCAUUAAUUCAUAUUCUUCAUCGUUUGCACUUUGGAUCAACUGCCCUAGUUGCUAGAUCAGUGUAUUUUUUCUAUCCGGGAGAUGAAAUUCCAGAGUUGUUCAACCAUCAAACUUGUGGGACUUCAAUCGAUAAUAUUGUUCUUCCUCCAAAUCGGAAUUAUGACAACUUCUUGGCUUUCGCUUGCUGCAUUGUUCUUCAUCAGAAUAUAAAUUGCAAAUGUAUAUCACUUGAAUUUCAUUGGAAAUCCAAUUCCAAAACCUUCUGUUGUUUUAGUGAGUAUGGUUUUUUUAGGUUCCAACAUCUUGAGCAUAGGAAGAGACGUUAUAUGCAAAAACUUAGACGCCUCAUUGAAGGUUGUGAAUCAAGUGGAAGUGAAGCUAUUGAUUCUCUUGAGGAAGAAGACGAUGAUGAACCACAUUUUAAGAAACUCAACGUUAUGGGACUGUUUAUAAGUUUAUGGAGUAAACGCUUUAACUACAUCAUGUCCUUACGGGCUUCCGCUGUAGCAGUGUACUCUGCUUCUGUCAUGGAUAAAGCUACAGACUUUUGCAAUAUUGACUGCCGUGACAUAGCUCCUCCAGUAAAAGUGUAA
Molecule: messenger RNA, 3207 nt
Organism: Ziziphus jujuba (common jujube)
Lineage: Eukaryota; Viridiplantae; Streptophyta; Magnoliopsida; Rosales; Rhamnaceae
Product: disease resistance protein RPV1-like
Exons: 9
Coding region: 1-3207 (1068 amino acids)
Biological process (GO): signal transduction; defense response
Molecular function (GO): ADP binding; ATP hydrolysis activity
Source: RefSeq, a predicted model, not a curated record